AUGGUCUUCCAGUGUGAUAAGAGAAUAUAUCACUUCCGCUGUAAGAUGGCCAUGCCGUGGCCAGGUUAUGCUAAAGGACGACGGAGAUCAAAGAAGCUCGUGCCACACUGUACCGCUUUUAUGGAGGUGAUCGAACUUGGAAACAAGUACGAAGUGGAGUACUGCACAACCCAUUUUGGACACGGAUCAGCUCCCGAGUUAAUGGACACUGACCAGGAAUCUAAACAAAUCGUACCACUGAGAACAGUUCCAAACUUAUUGCGCUCGAACAAGUAUUUACUACGACGCUUUGACGAGGAGGUCGCUGCUCUGCGCUCUAAAUUGUCACAACUGUCAGAGAUACCUGGACAGCAAGUGAAUGAGCACCUCUCAAUGAUAGUAGGUAUCAUUAAAGAUGCAGGCGAAUCGACAUCAACGGUUUGUUCAUCAUACCAAAUUGCGAACGAAACGCUGUCCUCGUCUACUGUUACCACGCCAAAAGUCAAGCAGAGCAUUACACUACAAAAAGUCAAAGAGGAAAAAUAG
Ostertagia ostertagi is the source of this 525-nucleotide messenger RNA. Lineage: Eukaryota; Metazoa; Nematoda; Chromadorea; Rhabditida; Trichostrongylidae. The record is from the annotation of a GenBank genome assembly.